AUGUCAUUGUUCAAUCAAGUGAAACAUAGUGUAGUGAAGGCACUACAAUUCAGUACCGAUGGCUAUAUAUUUGAGAUUCCGGAAUGUGCCGAAUUGACGAAAACGGAUAAAAUUUCUAUCAAAGUAGCGAAUGAUACUCAAAUGAUUAAAGCAAAAGUGGAUUAUAUUGAACAUCACAUUGCAAAUUUUAAUAUUCGCUUUUUGAUACGAGACGAAAGGAGGAAUAAGAAAACAAUUAUGUCUGCUAACAUGAUUUCUGGUUAUGGUUUUGAAGUAAAGAAUGCAACAGGUAGACGAAUAAUGGAUAUUAAAAUAUCAAAUAAUACAGCUUCAUCAUCAAUUGGAAAAAUUAUCCAUCCUCUCAGUAUUACAAUUUAUAAGGUAUUGUAUGAUAACAUGGAGACAAAUAAUCAUCGUUUUCAAGUGCAUCAUUUAUCAUCAGAUCAAUCGGUAAUUAAUGUCGAAAAGAUUUCUUUGUCGAUAUAUCCAAUACUUAAAAUGAUUGGAAUACUUGAAACUGAAUGCAUAUAUCAGUUCAAACGUGUGGAUGGUGUUGAACUAGCACGUGUUUAUCCUAAAACUGUUUUAAACGGCAGGACGCUUAUUUUAAAAUAUAAAAUGAUGCAACUUAGCGCACAAAUGCGUGCAGUAAUUUUGGGUACAUCAUUAAUGCUUGUCUUGCAUGAAGUAUAUCCGGAUAUUGGAAUGUAUUAG
Messenger RNA from Cercopithifilaria johnstoni, 714 nucleotides. NCBI's taxonomy places the organism in Eukaryota, Metazoa, Nematoda, Chromadorea, Rhabditida, Onchocercidae. The record is from the annotation of a GenBank genome assembly.